This is a messenger RNA of Corticium candelabrum, 769 nucleotides long. RefSeq lists its product as uncharacterized. The transcript has a single exon. Bases 1 to 678 code for a protein of 225 amino acids. The record is from RefSeq and is a predicted model, not a curated record. Lineage: Eukaryota; Metazoa; Porifera; Homoscleromorpha; Homosclerophorida; Plakinidae.
AUGAGGUUGGGUGCUGGUUUGCCUUUCAGCCGGCUGCUUAAGACGUGUGACUGUGGAACUGAGCUGGAUCGCGAGGGCUACCACCUUUUGACAUGUAAAUAUGGAGGUGGACCUGUGUGGACGCAUAACUCCAUAGUGUCUGCAUGGAGUGAUUGCCUAAGCGAUUUACUCAUUCCCCAUCAAAUAGAACCGAGACAGCGAUUUGUAGACAACGAAAACCGGCCUGACAUCACGCUUUACGACACUGACACUGGGAUCACAAAAGAAUGUGAUGUUUCGAUAGCUCACCCUUGGAGCAAAGACAUUAUUAAAGGUGCAGCCAGAGAAGGUGGCCAUGCAGCAGCUAAACGAGAGGCAGCAAAGUCAAAAAAAUACUCAGAGGAAUCGCUUGCGGAUGGAUCGAAGCCUAUAGUUGUCCCACUCGUCUUUGAACACUUCGGCAGAUGGGGCUUAAAGGCUGACGAGCUGAUGAAUGAACUGGGGAAGAAGGCGAGAGGCUUUGAUGGAAGAAGAAUUGCGGUAGAGUUUAAAACCUUCUGGAGGAAAAGACUGUCUAUUACUCUUCAAAAAUGCAACAGCAGAGUGAUUUUGCGGAAGCUGUCAAGGCUUUCUGUGCGCUCAUUAGGAGAUGACAGUGUUUUGGGAGUAGAUAGAGACAUUCAGUGUUUUACUCAUUAGCAAUAGUCUCGGACUACAAGUAGAACAUUUCAUUUUAACAAUAACUGUUUGUAGUAGUGAAGAUUGUUGACAAUAAACUUGAUUCUGUCUG